AUGUCUGAUUUAGAUGAUGAUUUAUUGGCAUUAGCAGGUGCAGGGGACUCGGAAUCCGAAGUGGAAUCUGAAGUUCCUUUGAAGCGUCAAAGUAAGUCUAGUGAUAGCACUGGGUCAUCAAAGAAAAGGCGAGUUGACACUAGUGAUUUAGAAUUUGAUGAUCAAGGUGAAGAAGAAGAUGAUGAUGAAGGUGAUGAAGAGAUCGAGGAAGAGGAAGAUGAUUUGGUGAAUCCUUAUCCCCUUGAAGGUAAAUAUAAGGAUGAAGAAGAUCGUGAGAACUUAUUAGCUAUGGAUGAAAUUCAAAGAGAACAAACAUUGUUCGAAAGAACUCAGGAAAUGGAAAGCUAUAAUGAAAAGAAGUACUUGCAGCAAAGAAUGAAGCAACAACAGCAAGCUACUGGUGGUGCUAAGGCCACAAGAUCUAGUAAUAGGACUAAGCCAACAGGUAAAAGUUCAAAACUUGACAAAUUAAGUGAAUUGAGGAAGCAAAGGGAACAAAAAUCACGUAAAGAAAGUAGAAGAGAUUAUGAUGAUUAUUCCGACGAAGGAGAAGAAGAUGACGAUGAUGAACGGGGCUUUAUUGAGGAUGAUGAAGAUGAAUACGGAUAUGGUGAAGAUGAGGUCGUUUGGGGAUCUGGAACUAGCUCCAAAUUCAAGAAGAGAAGCAAUGAGCGUGCUAAAUUGGAAGAUGUAAAUAGAACUAGAGUGGGGCGUUCUAUUUUACUUAAACAUUGUUUUUACAGUGACUUUACCGAGACUAUAAUCGAUUGCUUUGCUAGAAUUAAUAUUGGUAUGGACAAGAGAACAAAGCAGCCAAUGUAUAGAAUGGUACAAAUAAGUGACGUCAAAAACAUACCUGAAAAGGCAUAUAAUACUCCAAAUUUUAAAUGUGACAUAUAUUUAACAGUGAAUCAAAAUAAAGAACAAAAGAAAGAUUUCCCCAUGAGCAUUUUUUCUGAUUCCCCUAUAUUACCUGAAGAAUUUGACAGAUAUUUGCAUGAAUUGAGCAAGACUGGAGAAGAGAUAUCCUAUCUAGAUGAUGUAAAUGAAAAAUACGAAAGCUUACAAUACUUAUUGAAUAGAGGAGUUUCAGAUAAAGAUGUUAAUGAAAUGAUUGCUAAAAAGCAAAAGUUACAGUCCAACAUUCAAGGCUACGAUGCGGUUUUCCAGAAAACCAGGGUAAUGGACCAAUUAAAGAUUGCCAAACAAGAAAACAACUUAGCUAAAGUUAAAGAGUUGAGUGAUAAAUUACACAAGUUGGAUCAAAUAUUAAUUUCUCAAACCCUGUCGAACAAUAAUUCAGAGUCGUCUAACUCCAUGUCUAAAGUGAACGAAAGAAAUAGAAAAUUGAACUUGUUAAACAUCGAUAGGGUUGAAACCAAGUCAUCUCAACAAAGGAAGUUGGCAGAAUAUGAUGGAGGUGAUCCAUUCUCUAGAUUGAAGACGAAAACCAAGGUGUUCUACCAAGAUUUAAUCAACCAAGAAAAUGAAAAAGCAAUCGAUGAUGCCAAAAUGAACUACGAAACAUUAGUGGCUGAAAAGACAGAGAAGGAAGCAAAAAUUGCUCGCUCAAGCUAUAGAUGUCUAGGAGUCAUGGACAAGUUGAUCAAAGAAAUUGAUCUUGAUUUGGAAAUCAAUAUUUGA
This is a messenger RNA of Debaryomyces fabryi, 1644 nucleotides long. It is a transcript of the gene RTF1, whose product is annotated as Rtf1p. The transcript has a single exon. NCBI's taxonomy places the organism in Eukaryota, Fungi, Ascomycota, Pichiomycetes, Serinales, Debaryomycetaceae. The record is from RefSeq and is a predicted model, not a curated record. The coding region runs from base 1 to 1644 and encodes 547 amino acids. Gene Ontology annotation, molecular function: RNA polymerase II C-terminal domain phosphoserine binding; DNA binding. Gene Ontology annotation, cellular component: Cdc73/Paf1 complex.